CUGCAGCAGGGCCGCGCGCCCGACGAGCGGUGGUACAAGCUCCACUCCAAGGCUGGGAAGAAGGAGAAAGAGCGUGGUGAGAUCCUGGUGAGCAUCCAGUUCACACGUAACAACCUCACAGCCAGCAUGUUCGACCUGUCCAUGAAGGACAAGCCACGGUCGCCCUUCGGCAAGCUGAAGGACAAGGUGAAAGGCAAGAAGAAAUAUGACUUGGAGUCAGCCUCUGCUAUCAUCCCCAGCAGCAUGGGCGCCCUCGACAUGGAGGAUGACUACGACAUCGGAGGCAAGAAGUCCAAAGUCAAGGGCUUCUUCUUGAAGAACAAGCUGCGCAAGUCGUCCCUGACGCAGUCCAACACCUCCCUGGGAUCUGACAGUACCAUCUCUUCUGCCAGCCUGAGCUUGGCCGCAAAUGUUCCUGAGGUAACCAAAUCCCCGAGCAGACACAGCAGUCUGUCCACGGAGCGCUCUGUGAAAGACUACUUGCCAUCUCCAAAGCUGACCCACAAGAGAGCAUUCAGUGACGAUGUCUCCCAAGUCAGCCCGGUCCUGGAGCCCAAAGCAAUCCACAGCCUGAAGCCAAAGAACGAUCCCGUGUCCCGCUCUUCCCUCUGCAUCAACGGGAGCCACGUUUACAGCGACGAGCCUGCACCAAAGAGCCCCGUGUCUGUUCCGCAGAGCUCUGCGCCGCUAGCGGUGCCCAGUGUCCCCAGACGGUCGGAGGAGGGCUUUGUCUUCGUCUCCCUCCCUCCCGACUCCCACGAGGUGCCUUGGGGGGUCAGCACCUUUGAGAGGACGCAGCAAAGAGACGAGCCGAGGUUCAUCCCGUCUCCUCCCAGCUUAGCCUUGCAGGAAGAGCUCAAGGUCUCCACGAAAGCCGUCACUCUCAGUAACCAUCUGGGCAGAGCCAAGAUGGAAGAAAACAGUCGCUUAGAGAACAAGCCGACUCAAGCUGCAAUACCCAUGGUCUUCUCCACGGAGACGACGAAGGACAAACCACCUGAGGAAAUGAGGAAGGAAGACAAGAGAGCGAAGGGCGGCCUCUUCCACCACGGGGGCAACAAGAGUGACGCGGGGAGCAAAGGCCAGGGGGAGAAAGUGGGACCCUCCCACGGCUCAUCCGUCCACGCGACAGCAGGGGGAGAUGAGAGGAAUAAAACCAGUAGCUGGUUCGGUUCAAAGGAGCCCAAAGAGUCCCCUCAGAAACCCAGUUUCCCGUCUGGGCCGCAUGCAUCAACAGAGGUCGCUGGGAACUUUUAUUCCUCUGAGGAUUGCAGUCCCUCUGCCUCCCUAAGACAUAAAGACCCGGAGGGAGAAUCUCCAGCCAAAAGCGUUUGUGUCCCUGUUCCAGAAACUACUCCCCCAUCACAAGGAGACCUUCCUCCUCCAGAUGAGAAACCCGCUGUCCCUCCUCCUCCUCUCUCAGAGUGGGACGAUACCUUCGAUGCUUUUGCAACAAGCAGGCUCAAACCAGAACUGAAGAAGGAAAAUUUCUUCGCUUCGGUGGUGGCGGAGGGCAUGGCUUUCAUCGACGAUCCCGAUGCAGCCAGCCCAACGGAAAGAUCGGCCGAGCCGCCUCAUGAGAAAGGGACAAAAGUCUUUGAAAAGGCUGAUUCGCAAAUCGGUGGUGAAAUGCCCACAGCUCUACGGUCUUGGACAAAUUUCUCUGGUUUAGACGUGGGGGCGAACUUGGUGAGCACAACCCAGGAAGCGACCGUGAUAGAGGAUGUGCUGAGCCCCGUGUCUGCGGGGUCGAUGGGAAGGAGGAGGAAGAGCAGCACACCCACGGUUUGGACAGCCACCUUUGCAGCGGGAAAUCCUGGAGAAAAAGAGGCUUCAACACCACUAACUGCUGAGAAGAGUGCUAGGGAGGAAGGGGACAGCAAUGAGGAGGAACCCUCUAGUGCAGGGACAAACGGAUGGAUGACCAUAGCCACUGAAACCGCUCCUGACCUGUCGGAGAGCACCCAGAGCGUGGCUGAGCGUGGGGCUCAGGAGAGCGCUUUCAGCCCGCGACCAGCCUUCCUCGGCAAAGGCGCCUUCGAGGCAAAAAAUGGAUCUCACGCUGCCGCUUGUGUGUUGCCCAGAAGCACCUUCAGCCCUGAGCUCGCCUCCGAAACCCUGGCAGGCAGCAACGUGGCAGCUGUGCCCCCGCGGGUGCUCGCAGAUGUGGCCUCACGACGGUUCCCCGUGGCCCCCGAGCCAGGGACCGAGCCCCAGGGUGCUGGUGGCGAGGAGGAAAUGUUCGACAUACGGACUUCGGUCUACCGGCUCCAGGCGAGCAUGCGGCUCGAGGCCAGUGAAAGCCGCCUCAAACUCAGCUCAGACAUUCGUGAGAGGCACGUUGUCCUCUCUCCGUGGACAGGAACCCGAGAGAGGGAGGAGAUGGCAGCUGGCUCGGCUGCGCCGCCCCCCAAACCUCCGAGGUGGUUUGCAGCCGCGGGCAGCGGAGGGGAUGGCAAGGAGGAGGAGGAGGGUUCUUGCGACGUGCAGCGAGGCAGCCAGGGGCCUUGGGAGGACGCAGAGGGCCCAACGGCAGAUGUGGAGCUGCCGAGGAGCCGCCUGAGCAGCGAGCCCUCCAUCCCGGCCUCUCCCAGCCCGCCCACACUGGGAGGAGACGUAGCUGAAGCCGGGAGCGAGUUCCUGGUCUCCGAAGAUGCCGAAUCUGCUGCUGCAGACUCAGCAGCUAAUUUGGAGGCGGGAGGUCGCGAGCUGGCAGGAGGGGACAUCUCUCUGGGGGAAGGACCGUCAGAGAUGAAUGAGACGGAUGCGGCUGAGCAGUUUGAGACUUGCCCAUUGAAGUUCUCCCUGGAUGGUUUAGGCCAGUCGGGUGCAAAGGAGAGCUGGAGCCAGCCAGGUUUAUCUCCUCCGAUGGCCGAGCGGGAGGUGGCCUCCGAACAGGAGCCGUUCCCUGAGGAGCUCAGUACAUCGCGACUAAACCCGCCUUCCAAGCUAGACCCGGGCCAGUUGGAAAUCUUCUGGACGGCUCUGGAAGAGCCGGAGGCAGCCAGUCACCCCACGGGCCUUGGCCCGGCGGUGCGACCCCAAAGGUUAGCGCGUGGCGAGAGACCACCCCAGCCAGAGCCAGCGUGGGGCGAUGGCGAGGGGCAGCAUGGGCCAGUGGCCGGCCCCGCCGGGCAAGCGGGAGGCCAGCUUGAGCCUUGCACCCCCGUGGAAGUGGCCAGCCCUCCCCGGGAGGCAGAGCAGGGCAGCCCCCCUGCCAGCGAGCCCGAGGGGCCAUGGCGCUGGUGCUCGGCAGAGAGCAGGAUAGACUUCAAGAAAGCCGAUUUCUGGAAGCCAGCUAGGGCGGAGGAGAGGUGCGAGCAGGACGCUUCGGCCCCGAGAAAUCCCUUUGCUGCAGCGCUCAGCCCCAGUGCCCUGAGCAACCCCUUUGUGGAGAAGCCACCAGACCCCCUCCUCCCCGUUGGAGCCGUGCUGCCCGAAGGGCUUAGUCAGGGAGGCUUCAGCUUCACCCACCUCCGCGAGGAAGCCCUUGGGCAAGGCUUCUCGCCCACUAACCCCCCCGGGGACCCGCUAGGCCAAGCUCCUUUCCUGCAUGACAGCCAGCCCUUGGCCUUCUCCACCCCUUUCCUCGUGGCUGCAACUAACCCUAAACAGUUUGAUUUCCCUUCCCCUGUUGCGUGCCCCACGAGCAGCGGGGUCCCUGCCGCGACCAGCCGCGCAGCCGCCCAGCCCUGCCCUUUGCCGCAGUCCGGUGACACACAAGCUUCAGCGCUCGUGGUUUUGCCCAGGGAGACACAGCCAGCUGAGAAGCCCUUUUUCCAGCAGACAACCAGAUCCUGCCCUGCGCUCCUGCAGCGCUGCCACCGGGGCACAGCCGGUGCUCGGAGCAUCCGCCGCAACGCUGGGGUGUACGGAGGCUCCCCGUUCCUCUCUCUGGGCUGGGGCAGGAUGGUCACCGCUGGGAAGGAUCCUGCCGUACUGGACCAGUCUGCCAAGUAUUAUCACUUGACCCAUGAUGAACUCAUCCAGCUCCUGCUGCAGAGGGAGAAGGAGCUGAGCAAGAAGGAGGAACACAUCCAGGAACUGGAGAACUACAUCGACCAGCUGCUGGUGCGCAUCAUGGAACAGUCUCCCACGCUCCUCCAGAUCCCGCUGGGGGAAAACACCACCAAGUAACCUCUCCCCAGAGACCAGCAUCACUUGCUUACAGCACUUCUCCAGUAAACACACUGCAAACGUCCCUGCACUCCCCCCUCCUCUUACAAGAGGGCUCCAGUGGCUUCUGUUCGCAGAGUUUAGCGGGAAAGGUUUUCUGCUCCUUCCCAGCCCAAGCUUAUCCCCGCUCUGGCUCCAGGGAGCUCCAGGGUGCUGGGCUGUCGUGCACCCCGUGGGGAGGAGCAGAGCCCUUCGCGGGAGGCAGAUGCCUCCUUUGGUUCCUGCUGUUGUGACCAAGUGGCAUCUUCUCAGGCACUCAUCCUGCCAGCGCUUUAAGUGGUCCAUGGACAUUUGAGAGCUGGAAACCAACAACCUCACCUGUGUCUUCAUCCUGCUCCUGCUGCUCUUCUGCCUGCGCUCUGCCCUGUCUCUUUUCUCUGCUGGCUGGUGUUAAACUGGUGACAUCGGGGAUGCUCAAACUCAGCAGCGGAGCCUGCUCAGAGGGCCGCAGGGGAAGGGGCUGCUCUUGGAUGCCCCCCCCCCAUUUUGCACCCCCAAAUGAAGGGUCUCCAUCUGAAAAGCCAGCUUUGAGCUGUGCCAGGACCCGAGCACGCAGGAGAUGCUACACAAAGCGACAGUCGGGGGCCUCAAGCCUGACUGCGAGCGGUGUCGCUGCCUUCGCUGCGUGCUCGGGGAGUCACAGUCCUGCCUCGGUGACCCUCCGAGAACUGAACUGCCCAGACAGGAGAAGGGCCAGUGGUGGUUUGGGCACCAUCAAUCCUGCAGCAGAUCUUCUCACACACCUCCCAACCCGUCACCAGCCUGGCUGGCACCAGCGUGCGCCGGGGGGGGACACAGUCCCCUAAUGUAUAAACCACAGGAAUCGCUUUCCGCUGGCUGCCCCCCACCAUUGACUUUGCGUUGCCUUUCUCCACCCAACCAGAAAACGCCGUCGGGACCGAAGCUGGUGCGCAGAGAAGGAAGUCUGACCCCUGGCCACCUCUCCACAUGACAUCCCGCCAGCUCAGGCGCCCCUCAGACCCUCCUUGCCCAGUUCAAUAACGGCCGCAGACCCCCUUCGCGCCAGCGUUAGUGCCAAACCCCGUGUGAAUUGUAUCACACCUACGUGCCAGCGUCGGGUCUCUGGUGGCCUGGGCCUGCUCUGAGGUGUUGUGGGCCACCCGCUCUCGGGAGCUGGGUGCUUCUUGCUGUUGAGUGACCAUCCAUAGGGCUCUGAUUUCCACAGUUUAACAACCGUAGGUGAUGUUAGCCUGAGGCUGGCAGCACAGCUUUUGAUUUGGGAUGCUGGGGAAGGGUGUAGAAAGAGCGUUGCUCCCUCUCUUGUUCCGCCAGGAUUUUGGCUAGAGAAGGUGCCCGUGCAGGUGGAGGGUCCUUGGGGUGGGACUUGAGCUGUCAGGCAUCUUCUCUCCCCUGUAGAUCUUCCAUAGUUACUAGAUUCUUUUAAAGCCUUCAUAUUCUUUUCUCUUUACUUGCUUCUAUACCAUGACUUCAAAAAACUGUGCCUUUUACAAUAGGGCAAUAGCAGAUUCCCAGCAAAACAGGCUCUGAGAUCCCAACUCUCAGUUCAACGCAACCUGUUUGGGCCACUUUCUCUCGUGUUUGCCUGCUGCUCCAAACCAAGGGCGUUUAAUUUUAAAUGCAGAUGGUGGAGCCUUCCUGCCCCUGCGUGCAGGUUGUUGUUGGCCUUUGGCAGGAGCUGUGCAUGGGCAGCUCGCGUGCUGUGGGAGGUAGAGCUUGAGAGAUGACACCGAGGGAAGAGCGGGCCAAACAUUCCGAGACAAAACAGAGCUGGCUAAAGUCACUAUUGGGUGGUGCUGGAGGUCUGAGGUUGGAGGGCUGUCAGGGUAAGAGCUGCCGGGAGAAAUGGAGAUUGGUGGUGCUGUCAGUGAGGAUGUCUAAUCAUACCUGGCCUGGAGACAUCGUACAGGAGGAGGAGUUGUCACCUGGGGAGACACCAGCCACGAGCUGUUUGUUCCCACUCGACUUUGCCCCUUGGGGGAAGUAAUCCCGGGCUUUGCGCUUCCCUGUGCCUGUCUCUAUGUUCCUCCUCCCUCUGCAAGUCUCAGCUGCGGGGUCGUUUCAGGUGUCAGAUGUGAGGGUCUGAGGGAAGGUUUUUCUACCAUUUUAGAAAGUACCAGAAGCUUCUCACCGCUUAUGUAAUCAAAAGAUCCCGUGGCCUGAGAGCUCAGUUCCCUUUCUGGGUGCCUGUCUGUGGUGGAGAAGCUCUCCCUUUGACCUGGCAGCAGGCAGGGGGGAGCUGUGGCCAGCCAGAAUACAGCCCAGUGGCAGCCGAGUGCCGUGGCGCAGGGCGGGGGCGCAGAGGGAACGCCGAGGCUUACGCCGGGCGGGCGUUAGGGAGGCGUAGAGCUGAAAUCUCCCACGAGAGCCGGGGGCCUGCGCUGGCUCUCUGCUCCCUGAAAAACAGCUUCUUCCCGGGGCUUCUCUCCCGGCGGCGAUGGGCGCUGUAGGUGCUCCCCACACAAGUGCCAGUUUAUAAGGAUCUUGCUGCACCUCCUCUCUGCUUUCUCCCCCUCCUCUUCCAUCACGUUUCACCGCCUCCCUGAUCCUCUUGCUGCCUUAGUCAGCUCUGCCUUUUUUUUUUUUUUUUUUCCCUUCCUUCCAAAGCUUGAAUGUUUUGCACUUGAAUAUCUAAAGUGAAUCUCAGAGCUACAGCAGGCUGUAUCGGGUGUACGGCCUUUUCAGCAAUACGUGCUUCCUCCCACGACCUGCCUCCCUUGCGACGCAGCCCCCGGACUGCCUGCCACCGCGGGAGCCCGCGCUGGCUCCGAGGAGGCUGCAACAAGCCGAGCUAAAACGCUCUUGCCUUGCCUUUGCGAUAGCAGAGCAGCUCCGAAGGCUGAGGCGUGGGGUACCUCGGCAUCCCACAUCAGACGGGGGGGGCUAUGGAAAAAAAAACAAGCGGUGGCAACAGCCACGGCUGCCCUGAUGUUUCGUGUCUGUCCUCGAGCAUUUAGAAGUUCAGUGGCAUCUACAAUUGUGCUUAGGAGGAGGCGUCUUAAAGAUGCUUCUGUCUUUGUUCUGUGUUUCUCCACGCCGCUGUCCUGAAAAUGUGUUCUUUUUUUGUUUUUUCCCCCCACCACACAGUUUUUAUUCUCUGCAUAAGAGCAAGCAGCUUGGCUACGCCACACGACAGCACUGAAGCCACAGUCUGUAUCAUUUUUUUGUUAAAACCUCAAAGUUACAAGAGGGAAAUUGUUUUGAGGACGUAAAUGUUUUCUCGUAGAGGGGGAUGAGAAAAAUAGGUGUGGGAAAAUGUUCUCAAGUUACUUGUGUCCCAGAUCUCCAUAUUUAGUGAUUUAUUUGCAAAACCAGGGAGGCGUGAGCAGCGCUUCUGGCCAGUGCACGGGGCAACACGCCGAGGUCCGUCCCUCUUUGCUGUAACCAGCCUCGUGCUGACAGAAGGGUUUUGAGGGGCCAGCGGCAGCUUUUCACUGGUUCCGUUUUAAACGUGGCCAUAACAAUUCCUCUGUAUUUUGCCUCCUGGUCUGUCUUUCUCUUUCCAUGCUCAGGCUGUUUCACAAGGUCUUCCACAGGGUGCUGUUGCUUGCAGCUGUGCUCUGCUUUUGUUGUCAGCCCACAACUGGGUUUCUUGCUUUUGAAGAACUCUUGACCAAGUGAUUUCUUUUUGCCUUGACUGCUCCUUCUGACCCAGAGUCACAGGCCAGAAGAAAUACCAAGGUGUAUCCUUAAACUGGAACAAACCUGAAGGGAUGUGGAUACUCGAGUGUUACGUAGACUCAGCCUUAUGACCUGUCUGUGAAGAAACUGCCGUGUGUUCUGUGUUACAAACGUGGGGUGGAGAAACAUCCCUAAAUGAGAGAGAGAAGCGUCGGGGGGGUUUUGGAGUUGUUGAUUUCCCUGUGCUUCUUGUACGCAGGAAGUGGGUUCUGUGUGUUUCAUGUUUUAAUAGUUGCAACUAAUGUUUAUAAAGAGCUUGUUAUUUACGUUUUAAGCACUUUAAAAAAAAAAUAAAAGUUGUUCAAGCUGUUCCUA
Messenger RNA from Athene cunicularia (burrowing owl), 8151 nucleotides. It is a transcript of the gene RAB11FIP5, whose product is annotated as RAB11 family interacting protein 5. Gene Ontology annotation, biological process: regulated exocytosis. The transcript has 6 exons. Gene Ontology annotation, cellular component: mitochondrion; secretory granule; early endosome. Lineage: Eukaryota; Metazoa; Chordata; Aves; Strigiformes; Strigidae. Gene Ontology annotation, molecular function: small GTPase binding. The annotation marks the transcript as partial. The record is from RefSeq and is a predicted model, not a curated record.